AAAUCACCAUAAACCCAUUGAUUGUAUUAGACUCUCUAUGGAUAAACCGAUAAAAAUGUGUUGAUUUUAUGAUUUCACGAUGCUGCAGUUAUAAAAUUUAAUUUUGAGUAAAUUAACGCAUUUCAGUAAAAUAAAAUAAAAACAAUAUAAAAAAUGAAAUAAAAAAUAAUCUUAAAAUUAAAAUUAAAAAAUCAAAAAGGAAAUUAAAAGAAAAAGAAAAAAUAAAUUAAAAAGAAAAAAAAUAAAAUCAAUAUGUUAAAUAAAAUAUUUACUGUAUACUAUAUACUAUCAAUAGUCAAGAUGCCAGAAAAAGCCUCAAAACGAGUCUGUAAAAUCCCAGAAAGGAAAUUACACUGAAGUCUGACUUUAGUAACAAAUGUAAUUAUUUUAAAAAUAGACAAAAGAAAAGUUAUUAAAAUUACAGAAAUUGACUAAUAACACAUGAGAUCAAAAAAACUAUUAAUACUUUUCUUCGUCGAAAUUCUAGACCAAUUAAAAAAAAUACUAACUUUUUUUAAAAUAAAAGAACAAAACAAAAUGUAAAAAGGAGAUAAACAAAAGAAGAAAAGGACACAAGAAUACGAAUAAAAGAUUUGAGAUGCAUUUUUGUACAGUAGCUAUGUAGGUUUGAUUUCUUUUUAUAAAUAAUAGAAAGAUGCAUCAGAGAAAUAGCUUCCAUAUUCUUUCUUAAAGACAUCUUUUAGGUUUAGUUCUGAUAAGCAACGUUUGUUUAUCGUUUUCUCUACUACUAAAUUUCUUGUUUGUUGUGAUGCUUGAAAACCUGUUCUUGAUGGCGUUGUGGUUCCUGGAGGACCUUUAACCCCCGGUGUGCCGGCUGUCUGAGGGGCAGAGGUUUGGAUUUCACUGAACUGAUCCGGUUUCAGAGAUGACACCGACCUGCGGCUGCAGUCGCGAGAGAAACUGGACGGAGAUGCACGGCGCUCAUCAGCUCCAGCUUUAAGAAAUGCAGGAAGAACUCCAGACAUCCUAAAUACUGAGCUCUGAUCGCUGUGGUUAGAUAAAAGAAUGACCUCCAAAGCCAACAGUCCUCCAUCUUACGAGGAGGCGCUGCACCACCCCAAGUCCGAGGACUGCUCCUAUCUGCCCCCUCCCUCCUACAGCCCCAGCCCGGGCAUGUACCCCGGCCCCCCUGGUUACUGGAGCCAGGGGGGCGUUUUCCCGCAGGCCGGCGUGUCUCCAGGCUUCUCCCCGUCCAUUCCGACUCUGUCCGCCGCUCUGCCAGCGUCCCACUCAGGUGACAUGGAGGAGUUUUUCAGGAACCAGUGGGAGAGCACGUCUGUCCGGCACGCCUUCAUCAGAAAGGUUUAUUUGAUCCUGGCGGUGCAGCUGUCCUUCACCUUCACGGUGGUGGCGGUUUUCACGUUCGUUGACCCGGUGAGGCAGUUUGUCAUCAGAUACCCCGGCAUCUACUGGGCAUCUCUCGCCGUUUACUUUGUGGUUUACUGCGUCCUCAUCUGCCUUAAAGAGCCCAGGAGGCGUUUCCCAUGGAAUCUGCUGCUGCUGGGAAUAUUUACUCUUGCCUUAUCCUACAUGGCUGGAACCAUCUCAAGCUAUUACGAGACAAAAGCGGUGUUUAUCGCCAUGGGGAUCACAGCGGUCGUCUGCGUGGCAGUGACAGUCUUCUGCUUCCAAACGAAGGUGGACUUGACCUCGUGCAGUGGACUUCUCUGCAUUUCUGGGGUUCUGCUGAUGAUUAUCGGGAUCGUCACGGCCGUCGUGCUCUCCUUCCAAUACGUGCCCUGGCUUCACAUGCUCUACGCUGCAAUCGGAGCGGUCGUUUACACUCUGUUUCUCGUCUACAACACUCAGCUCCUCAUCGGGAACCGGGAGCUGUCCAUCAGCCCGGAGGAGUACGUCUUCGGAGCGCUGUCGCUCUACGUGGACAUCGUUCACAUCUUCCUCUUCAUUCUUCAAGUCAGCGGAUCGGCCACGGAGUAGACGAGGACAGCUGACCCUCAAAGCCGGCCUCCGCUCAACGUGCACGUGUUUAAAGCUCCUCAUAGCGCUCGCUUUCAUUCGCCUGAUUGUAUAUAGCUGGAAGUCUGAACAAUCGCUCACACUUUUCUGUGUUUUCAUUCUCUUCUGUGAGUAAAAUCAUCGAAACUCAAAA
Messenger RNA from Oryzias melastigma (Indian medaka), 2131 nucleotides. Its product is annotated as protein lifeguard 3. Lineage: Eukaryota; Metazoa; Chordata; Actinopteri; Beloniformes; Adrianichthyidae. Gene Ontology annotation, biological process: negative regulation of apoptotic signaling pathway. The record is from RefSeq and is a predicted model, not a curated record. Bases 1027 to 1959 code for a protein of 310 amino acids. The transcript is spliced from 13 exons. Gene Ontology annotation, cellular component: membrane; Golgi apparatus; endoplasmic reticulum.